CUGAUCAACAGUCCUAGUGAUGUUAUGUACUUAAAACAGCCAAUGGGAUAUAUGGAGAUAAAACAUUUAUUUCAUAAUAAAUAUUUAGAAAACAUGAAAACGUACUUGGGUGUGAAGCCAUGAUAUGCUAAGUUUUUGGAAGCUUCUGACCAAAUGAGAAAGGAGAUCAACUGUUGGGUGGAAAGCCAGCCCAAAAGGGAAAAAUCCUGAAUCUCUUGCCUGAUUGUGUAGUGGAUUCUGUAACCAGAAUGGUUCUUGUGAAUGCCCUUUACUUUAAAGGGAUCUGGGAAUAUCAAUUCUUAGUCCAAGACACCACAGAGAAGCCUUUCAGAAUAAAUAAGGCCACAGCAAACCAAUACAAAUGAUAUUGAUGAAAGAAAAGCCUUCCAUUUUUCAAAUAGAAAAGUUGCAAGCCAUUGGCCUUCAACUCUGCUACAAGAGCCAUGACCUCAGCCUGCUCAUACUGUUGCCUGAAGAUAUCCAUGGGCUGGAUCAGCUGGAAAAGGCCGCCACCUGUGAGCAGCUGAAGGAGUGGACCAGCACAGACAUGAUGGAGCCGUAUGAUGUGAAGCUGCACCUUUCCAAGUUCAAGAUGGAAGAGACUUAUAAUCCCAAGUCAUCCUUGAGCAGCAUGAGGAUGAGUGAUGCCUUUUACCGGGGUAAGGCUGAUCUCUCAGGGAUGUCAGCAGAGAGACACCUGUUUUUGUCCAAUAUUUCCCACAAGUCUUUUGUGGAAAUAAAUAAACAAGGGACAGAGGUUGUAGCAGGUAUUGGGAGUGAAGUGGGUUUUCGAGUUAGACUCCCAUCCAUUGAAUUCAAUGCAGAUCACCCACUCCUCUUCUUUAUCAGGAACAACAAAACCAAUAGCAUUCUCUUCUAUGGGAGAUUCUGCUGCCCUUAAGCCUUCAUUUCUCUCAUCAAACAAGACCAUUUUAUGAUGAGAAAACUAUCAUAGGAUGGAAAAAGAGUUAUAAUAAAAACCAGUUUAUAGUCUAGAUCUUUUUCACAUUUGAAUAUUAGCAAAUAAAUCUUAAAAUAAUGCAUUCUAGUGAUAAUGUCAUAUCUUUACACCUAGAGAGAAUGGUGAAUUAU
Phyllostomus discolor (pale spear-nosed bat) is the source of this 1092-nucleotide messenger RNA. RefSeq names its product serpin B10-like. The record is from RefSeq and is a predicted model, not a curated record. The coding region runs from base 362 to 901 and encodes 179 amino acids. Gene Ontology annotation, biological process: negative regulation of endopeptidase activity. NCBI's taxonomy places the organism in Eukaryota, Metazoa, Chordata, Mammalia, Chiroptera, Phyllostomidae. The transcript has a single exon. Gene Ontology annotation, molecular function: serine-type endopeptidase inhibitor activity.